Juglans regia (Persian walnut) is the source of this 1431-nucleotide messenger RNA. Its product is annotated as KAT8 regulatory NSL complex subunit 3. The record is from RefSeq and is a predicted model, not a curated record. Lineage: Eukaryota; Viridiplantae; Streptophyta; Magnoliopsida; Fagales; Juglandaceae. The transcript is spliced from 6 exons. The coding region runs from base 69 to 758 and encodes 229 amino acids.
GCGGUUGAUUAGGGCUUCCUUGGGAUUUAAAGUGGGGACUUGAUUCAAUUUCGUGCUGGAUAGUAGAAAUGCUUUCUCACGAGGACAAGGACUAUGCAGAUGAGAAGUCAUCGUCAUUACCAUUGGCGCUGGAGGAGACAUCCCCUGUGGUGGUUUUUGCUCAUGGUGCCGGUGCUCCUUCCUCUUCCGAAUGGAUGAUCAGAUGGAAGAAAAUGCUGGGCAAGGCCUUGAAUGCUGCUGAAGUAGUUACCUUUGACUAUCCUUACAUAUCUGGUGGUGGUAAACGGAAGGCUCCUCCCAAGGCAGAAAGGUUGGUCGAGUUUCACUCGGAUAUUGUUAAAAAGACUGUUGCUAAGUACCCUGGGCAUCCGCUGAUUUUGGCAGGGAAAUCCAUGGGCUCAAGAGUCAGCUGCAUGGUAGCUAGCAAUGAAGAUAUUUGUGCUUCAGCUAUAGUUUGUUUGGGGUACCCACUGAAGGGGAUUAAUGGAGCAGUGCGAGAUGAGACACUAUUGCGAGUUACAGUUCCAACAAUGUUCGUGCAGGGUAGCAAAGACACGUUGUGUCCACUGGAAAAGCUGGAAGCUGUUUGCAAGAAGAUGAAAUCUUUAAUUGGUUUGCAUGUGAUUGAUGGUGGUGACCAUUCCCUCAAGAUUGCAAAGAAGCACCUUCAAACCAAGGUGUCAACCCAAGAUGAAGCUGAAGAUCUUGCUGUUCAGGCCAUUGCAGCGUUUAUGUCUAGGUCUAUUGCAGCGAAGUAAGACUUCAGUUGCAAAAGAUCUUUUUCAUUUGAAAGCAAUGCAACUAGUGCAUACCUGUGUUAUUUUGUCUAUGUUUCGUGUUGUCAGUGUUUUUUCUUCAUGUCUCGUAAUACUGACUGUUUAUAUUUCGUGUAAGUAUUGCUCUGUUUUAAUCUGCUUUUUCAUUCUAGAGCAUGGUUUCUUUGUCACCUAAAAUGUUAAAAUUCUUGCAAAAAUAUGUGCCAACCGUGCGAGUGCUUUGCUUUCUUUUUUGAUCCCAAAAUUUACAUGCCUUCUACACCAUCAUGUGUAGAAUUUUUUUUCGAGGUCUUAUAUGAUUAUCAUAGUAUUGAUUUUGUGAUGGAUGAUCUCUGGUUUUGGCUGCCCAAUUCAUCCAAAAUUCCUGCCUGGUAUGGUUGCAUGUUCAAUGGAGUAUGUUUGAUCUAAGUGGAACCAUACGAUAAUAGAUAACAUGCUCCAUGAAAUUUUAGAAGUGGUGAAAAGGGAUGGCAAAGUUCUUGUCAGCAAACAGACUUAUUAUUAAACACGUCAACUACAUAGGAUGCAGACCAACGAUGAAGCGGUAUCACUGGGAUUCUUAUUCUGAUGAGUCUUAUUUAAGUAUUAUUUAUUAUUAUCACUGGGCACCUUCAUUUGAUCCGAUCUCAGAUAACUGCUCCCCUUGGUUCUGCUU